Messenger RNA from Bombyx mori (domestic silkworm), 6616 nucleotides. Its product is annotated as ceramide synthase 5. Gene Ontology annotation, biological process: ceramide biosynthetic process. Lineage: Eukaryota; Metazoa; Arthropoda; Insecta; Lepidoptera; Bombycidae. Gene Ontology annotation, cellular component: membrane. Gene Ontology annotation, molecular function: DNA binding; sphingosine N-acyltransferase activity. The record is from RefSeq and is a predicted model, not a curated record. Bases 127 to 1230 code for a protein of 367 amino acids. The transcript is spliced from 8 exons.
AUACUUAAAUAUAUGGCAACACUGACUGUCUACUCUUUGAGGCGGUCGUGGUGUUCGUUUUCCUGAUUAAAUUUUUCAUUAAAACAAACUUGAAUAAAAAGUAGUGCCUGUUUAGACACAAUCAAAAUGCUGCGGCUAAUAUUAGACAAAUUCUGGGACGAGGGAGUUUGGUUACCGCCCAACACGACGUGGGAGGAUAUCGCACCCGGACCGGAUAAGGCUGUUGAAUACACCAACUACACUCACGUUUUCAUCCCUAUACCGUUAGCUGUGGUUUUUAUGGUGAUACGGAAUUUCCUGGAGAAACACUGGUACGCACCUUUCGGGAAGUCCUUAGGCAUAAAGGAUACGAGACCACGGAAAGCGCCAAAUAAUCCAAAGUUGGAGGAAGCAUACCGACAAUGUCCGAAACCCAAACAGUUCUCCACAAUAGCCAAGAAGCUGGAUUUGACGGAACGGCAAGUGGAACGCUGGUGGCGUCUGCGUCGCAGCCAGGAGAAACCCUCGACCCUGACCAAGUUCUGCGAGAACACGUGGAAAUUCACGUUCUACCUCAUCAACUUCACAUUCGGAAUAUUCGUUCUGUGGGACAAGGAGUGGCUAUGGGAUAUCGACCAAUGCUACAUCGGAUAUCCCCAUCAGGGUGUGACCAGCGACGUGUGGUGGUACUACAUGAUAUCGUCCGCGUUCUAUUGGUCGCUGACCAUCUCGCAGUUCUGGGACGUCAAGCGCAAGGACUUCUGGCAGAUGUUCGUCCACCACAUCGCCACCAUAGCGCUGCUCUCCUUCAGCUGGGUAUGCAACCUGCACCGGAUCGGAACCCUGAUGCUGCUCGUUCACGACUGUGCGGACAUAUUUGUUGAGUCCGUGAAGGCCGCAAAGUACGCAGGGUACCAGCGUCUGUGCGAUACCCUCUUCCUGGUGCUAAUCGUGGUCUGGAUCUCGACCAGAGUGGGGAUUUACCCGUUCUAUAUCAUAUGGAGCACUUCCAUCCGAGCUCCGAUGCUGCUGCCAAUGUUCCCGGCCUACUACAUAUUCAAUUCGCUGCUGUGUCUGUUACUAUGUCUGCAUAUACUGUGGACUUGGUUGAUCUUGCUGAUUGCCUACAACACGCUGAAAGCCGGACAGAUGGAGGGUGACAUCAGGAGUUCCAGUUCCGAAUUGAGUGACAGUCCUCACAAUUCUAACCACAGCUCCCCUACCCGAGUAAAGAGUAAAAAGGUCACAUAAUUAUUUUACUGGCGUGAAAUGGCGGAACUUCGAAAUAUGAAAUGCAUGAAGAAGAUUAAAUUAACGAUUAAGAUUAUUGUUAUGUAAGUGCAACAUAUUGAUUUGUAAUUGUUUGAAGAAAGAAAACAAAAAAAAAACGCAUCAACCACCUUAAAGAGUAAGUUGUCACAAUCUUGUGUUAGUUUCCAAGGGGGAGUGCACACUAGUUUUAUCGAUAUCGAUAUCGAUAACAGUGUUGUUCAAUAUCGAUUAAACGGAAUACAAAUCAAAGCUCCCGUCCCUAACGGACUUCACAAUACGAUGCCAAAUAUAAAAUACAAAAUACAUCGCAUUUUAAUUUUAGGAUUAUGAAUACUGCACAGGAUUUUGUAAUUCGUUUAUUGAAUGAAUAAAAUUCGGCGGGAAAUACUCGUUUUGUAGUAAGUUAACAUAUUUUCUUGUUAUUUUUACUCUAUGGAACGCUAUCUAUGGUUUUUUUGUUUGUUAUUCCAUACAAACGUUAAAUAAAGCGCUGGAAUGUGGUUUUAUUUAAUACCUUAUACAUAUGGUACGUAUCGAUAAACCAAUCUAUGAUGAGCUAUGAUUUUGUUGGCAUCUAGAUUAGUGAUUGGUCUACCACACUAGAGACAGUCUAGAAAAGGAUUUUCUGUUUUUAUUAUUAUUAUUAUUUAUUUUUUGGGAUUGUUUUAUUUUUAAUUCACCCGAUAUUGUCAUAUAUAAAUUAAUAGGAGAGGUCAAUGUAUUUGUAAACAGUAACAGGUGAUCGGACAAAAUAGCGAUUGAAUAGUCUAUACAUAACAUAGCAUAAAAUUUAAACAAUAAUGUAACGAUUGAAAUCAUGGAGCUUACAAGUUCACAGCGGGCAUGGUUCUUAAAAAUAGAACGUCUGAGAUAUAUAUUCGUCUCUUUCUUACACUUAAUCAAAUUGAAGUUACGGCCUCCGCACGACAGAGAAGCUUAGUUCUUUCUUAGCCCACCGCGAGGGAGGUACGGACGAGAUGUUACAGACCUCGCUCCGCACUUAACAUGCUAAGCCACUGAUUUAAGAUGUUAAAUAAAAUGUAAGAACUCCAACAUUCAGUCGCGUCAAGCCAAUCACCACGUAUGACGUCAUAUGUGGCUUAUCGUUUCGUAGAUUGUGUAAUCGAUUGUUAGCUCGUCGUGCGUCGUUGAGUUUUGGCCCCAAAUGACGUCACGAGAUUCAUUAAAUUCACGACGCCAUUCGUAAAACAAUGCUGACUGACUUUGUUUUAACUUUAUCCGAAAUGCGUAUCACUUGCGAUUUCCAUAUCCUGUAGUAAUAAUAGCUAGACAGGACAGUUCUGAAGUUUAAAAAAAGUUCUUUAAAAGAGACUUGUGGAGAGUAUUAUGCGGUAGGCAGCGGCUUGGCUCUGCCCUUGGCAUUGCUGAAGUCCGUAGGCGACGGUAACCACUCACCAUCAGGUGGGCCGUAUGCUCGUCUGCCUACCCUUGUAGGGGUAAGGUGCCCAUGUAAUAAAUUUUUUUUUUAAAUUAAAAUGAAGUAAAAUCAGUAUAAGCGCGUUGAGAAAUAACUUUGGAGUUAAAUUAAUAAAAUAAUAACGCAUUAGUUGUGGGCGAUUUCUAUCGAUGAUAAUUUCGUCGAUGCAAAUAGUACGCGGAAUUGGUUUUUUUUUUUUCAUUUUUUCGGAAUCUGCAAUGGUUUCUGAGAUCGUUGAAAUUCCUCUAACACGAAGACCAGUGUUUUUUUUUUAUUGCUUAGAUGGGUGGACGAGCUCACAGCCCACCUGAUAUUAAGUGGUUACUGGAGCCCAUAGACAUCUACAACGUAACCAUGCGCCAUCCACCUUGAGAUAUAAGUUCUAAGGUCUCAGUAUAGUUACAACGGCUGUCCCACCCUUCAAACCGAAACGCAUUACUGCUUCACGUCAGAAAUAGGCGGGGCGGUGGUACCUACCCGCGCGGACCCACAAGAGGUCUUACCACCAGUUGUAUGGAGUUGGAACAGCGCCCCUAGCGGCAAACGAAGGAAAGCUGUUCCAACUCCAUACAGAGUUGAGUUAAAUUUUACGCGAUCGAAAAGUUAAAAAAAUUCGCACUACCCGAUUAAGGUUUCGGUUUAGCGACCGGAAUAAAUGUUGAACUACACGAUUUAUCGCUUGUCGCAAAUUUUAUUUCACGUUUACACAUUCACUUUUUAGAAUUAAGUGCACAAUAAACAAAUUAUCUUUAUCUAUCUAUCUAUAUAUAUAUGAGUUGCUGUUCGUUAGUCUCGCUAAAACUCGAGAACGGCUGGACCGAUUUGGCUAAUUUUGAUCUUGAAUUAUUUGUGGAAGUCCAGAGAAGGUUUAAAAGGUUUAGAUAAUUAUGAAAAUGCCCUUGAAUUAAAUAAAAAUAACAAUUUCGUUUUUCCUUUGAUGUGUCCCCGUCGGACGGAUUCCUUUUGUUUGUUUUAAAUUUACUUUAUACAAAAGCUUAGGUCUUUUAUUUAUCGAUUGAGGCACUACGAAGUCUGCCGGGACAGCAAGUUCAUUAUAUAUAAAUAUAACGUGAUUUGUUUAGAGCAUUUAUAUUUGUUUAUCACGCGAUCCCUACGAAAGGCUUUGGCUAAAAUUUAUCGCUCUUCGCUUGUCCGUACCGCGUCUAUACGCAUUCAUUUGCACAGGGCGCGACGGACCUUGUACCUCCCUCCCGAUUUCCUCAGGCGACGCUUUCAUUCGAUAUUGACGAGAAGAAAGUCUAUCCGUGCAAAAAAAUCGUCAUUGAACUUUAUAAACAUUUGGUUGGAUAAGCGCGUCUUCGAGAACAUUCAGUAGCGUCCGAACAUCGGCGUAAGGGCCCCUCGGCUCUGCGAAAAAAAUUGUUAGGACAACGACACCUUGAAAUGUACGUGCAAGCAAAAAAAUAUCUAAACUUCUGUUGGCUCGAAUAUAAUGAUAAUUUUAAUAUAUCGAGCGGUAAAAGUAUAUUUGGUUUAAGCGAUAUUUCGCUUAAUACGCGACAUUUCGUUAAUACGUGACUUUUUGCUUAAUACGCGACAUUUAUCUUUGUAAUUAAAGGUCCGUUUUAUUUGGUAUUAGCAGCAUCAACAGUUCGACAUUUUUAAUUGAACUUUAAUUACCCUUUCAAAUAGGAACCAUUAGGUUCAGCCAUUCAAAUAGCUGAAGUUUUUUUAUGAUAUUUUUUCCAAAUUUUCAACUUUAAAUGGCUCUCCUGUAAUGUUUCAAAAAUUUCGCUUAAACCAAAAUCUUUCACUCCUCGAUAUGAUUUUAGAGAGUCUAGAUUGCAAUUAUUUAUUUAGUACCUACUGUUUAAUAAAUAAUGUGAUGUUGUUAUUUAAUGUACAAUAAACGAGAUGUUUGUUAAGCUAUUGCAUAGCUUUUAUAGCGGGCUUUGAGCGCGGCGACCGAAUCAAGAAAUUCCGUAACGAAAAUAAAACCUAACACCCCCACUCCGCCUGCCAUGUAACUCGCGUUCAAUACAUUCACACGUUGCGCUUGUGUAGUGUUUGUGAAUAAGCGCGCGGCGUCACGUCGCACUGCAUGCGCAUCAUGAAAAGUCUACCCAUCUCUCUCUCGCGCGGUCUAGCUUAUGAGUGAAGGGGACAGUUAAUGUUUUGCUUUUGUUAAUGUCUAUAAAUCUAGCGUGGUCUUAUUGUAUUAUUGUUUUAAUAUUAAAUUAUUAUUGUCUAAUUAUGAUUGCAUAAGUUGAUAAAAAAUGCUAUGCAAUAGCUUUACCGCGGCAGUCCCUGAGUGCCACACGUGUUUUUUUUUUUAAUAUUAAAUAUAAUACAGUUAUUGUAUUAAAUCUAUUCUUCCUGUGCGAACCACGUAUAAGAUAUUCCAAACCGCAUUAUUGAGGCUAAAUAAUGUUUCCUCAACUAUAAUUACUUUAUAUAUAAUAUUAUUUAAUAAAUAGAUUUAUAAUAUUAUGUACUACGAUAUAUUUACUACCCGUAAAUUAUUUUUCUACACAAUUAUACACAAUUGUUUUGAUUCGUAUACAUUCUAUUGUGAAAAAAAAAAUUAUCUUGAUCUCUAUUGUAUGCAUUUCCUUGGAUGCAUUUUUGUAACUAAUCGAUUUAAAAAUUGUUCAUAUAUAUUUGUAGUCGCCGAGCAAACAGCGAUAAUUCCACAGUAGUAAAUCUUCAGUAACAAACAAAUUAACAAUCAAAGGAAUGUCGAUAAUUAUUACCAACAUCACGCAUGUGAAUAUUAUUGGAACUUAGUUGUAACUUUAUACUCAGUUUUAUUUAACACGUUGAAUGCCAUGAUGGAUACUAAGUAUUCACGACAUACUUAUCACUAGAGCCGCACGCACCGAUGUAUCAAGAAUCAUUUUUUACUGGUGGUAGGACCACUUGUGAGUCCGCGCGGGUGGGUACCACCACCCUGACUAUUUCUGCCGUGAAGCAGUAAUGCGUUUCGGUUUGAAGGGUGGGGCAGCUGUUGUAACUGAGACCUGAUAUAUAACUUAUAUCUCAAGUUGAGUUGCGCAUUUACGUUGUAGAUGUCUAUGGGCUCCAGUAACCACUUAACACCAGAUGGGCUGUGAGUUCGUUCACCUAUCUUUUUUUUCUCAGUCGUGUCACUCUUGACAGAGUGGUCGUGAUCGUCAUGUAGUGUUGGAAGGGGCAGACUUGAUGCGUCUCACGAUGUCGCGCCAUCUCUCCCUGCUCGAGGCCAUUCUACUGCACUAAAAAAAACAUCGAAAAACUGUUUGUGUUUUUUUCGCAAACAUUGUCCAGAAAUAACUCAAAAACGAUGGGUGAAAUACUGAAAUAGUGACUAUUCAUUGCUUUUUGAGAGAUGUCUAAUGGGAGACACGCGGUGUCUGUCGCGAUCCCUUGGUCCCGACUUUGGGAGGGUCAAAUGUGUCCGCCUCCGUUUUAGACUGGCCUUCAACGUGUUAAGCGUCAUUUUCGAAUAUAGAUCAAAUCGGUCAUUGAGAUUUUUAAUUGUUGAACUAUUCAUACAUACAUUCUAUUAUUAUUUUGGGAUUACCAUUGUUUGCCGCGUGACGACAGAUUUAUGCUAAGAUAUUCCAAUUCUUUUUUUUUUAAACUUUGUUUCUUCAUAUUCUGUAGUUAAGAGAAGUAAUUAUGAAUUUAUUUUGAAGUUUCGAACGUUAUGACUUUGUCACUUGAAUGUAGAAAAAAAAAAAAAAAACAGGUUGAAUUCGAAUUAUUGUAAUUGUAAUGUAUAGAGAUGUUGUCGAUUUUGCUUCUGUUGUGUGUUGUAUUUGUGCGGCGCCUCGACUCGUAUUGUAUAUUUUGUACUGUAUCGUGCGUUACGAAGUGUGCUAGUCACCCGCCAGCCGCCGCCGGCACGACGUCACGACGUCAAUGAGAGAUAUUAUACGAAAAUUGUGUUGGGUUUUGAAAAAUAAAAUUAAAAAAAAACGAACA